AUGAUUAUCUACCGCGACUUUAUUUCUGGUGACGAAUUUGUUUCUGAUGCAUAUGGCAUUAAAGUUGUUGACGAUGUAGCUUUCGAAAUCGACUGUCAGAUAAUUACAGUUAAAAAGGGUGCUGCCGAUGUCGAUAUUGGUGCGAAUCCUGGGGGUGAGGAGGAAGAAGAAGCCCUUGAGGAUGGAUCGGAAAAAGUUAAUAAUGUGGUUUACGCAUUCCGUCUUCAGGAGACUACUUUUGAUAAGAAAGCCUUCCAAACUUACCUCAAGAGUUACAUGAAGAAACUUGCAACUCAUGUCCAAGAAAAAAAUCCUGAUAUCGACAUUAAGGAAUGGCAAACCAAGAUCAAUGCCUUUGCAAAGAAGAUCCUUGAUAAACUCAAAGGCACUUUUAAUCAAGAUGGUAUGGUUGCUCUGUUGAACUAUCGUGAAGACGGAAUUACACCUUACUUCACAAUGUUUAAGGAUGGUCUGGAUGAACAAAAAGUG
Acaulospora colombiana is the source of this 489-nucleotide messenger RNA. Lineage: Eukaryota; Fungi; Glomeromycota; Glomeromycetes; Diversisporales; Acaulosporaceae. The record is from the annotation of a GenBank genome assembly.